CAAACUUAGGAUCAAUCCCAAGAGAAGUGGGGAACUUGACGGCUCUUAUCUGCUUAUGGCUUGACAUGACAGUAAUAGUUUAAGUGGUACUAUUCCUAGAGAGAUGAUGUGGUCUGAAUAAUUUGGAGAUGAUGUGGUCGGAUGAUAACAAACUUAGCGGAUCAAUCCCAAGAGAAGUGUGGAACGUGACGACUCUGCUCCAGUUACGGCUCAAGAAUAAUUCUUUAAGUGGAGUUUUUCCGCAAGAGAUUGGUCGUCUUGAUCAUUUAAAAUGGUUAGACCUGAGUUUUAACAAGUUAUCAGGACCAUUGCCGCCAACCAUUUUCAAUGUGUCUACUUUGGGAGGGAUUCACCUAUCAAGCAACAGACUUAGCGGGUCAUUGCCCUCAGAAAUUGGGAACAUGAAACUACUGCUAGAUUUAUACCUUGACAAUAAUGUUUUAAGCGGUCCAAUACCAUCCUCAAUUGGAAAUCAAUCAAGUUUGGUGGCCUUAUUGCUCUCCUCCAACAAAUUUGAGGGUGAGCUCCCAUCCUCCAUCAGCAACUUGACUUCAUGGUUUGAGAUACUUAUUGUCUCAAACAAUACUUUGGAAGGAGCAAUUCCUCAAUGCUUUGGAAACUUUAGCCAGUAUAUGAAAAUCUUUCAUUUAAAUGCGAAUAAUUUUAGUGGUGUACUUCCGUGAACAUUUAGCAAUGAUUGUCGGCUUGUGUCCAUCAAUUUGGGAACUAAC
Salvia hispanica is the source of this 731-nucleotide messenger RNA. The record is from RefSeq and is a predicted model, not a curated record. Lineage: Eukaryota; Viridiplantae; Streptophyta; Magnoliopsida; Lamiales; Lamiaceae.